Molecule: messenger RNA, 5452 nt
Organism: Motacilla alba alba
Lineage: Eukaryota; Metazoa; Chordata; Aves; Passeriformes; Motacillidae
Gene: WNT5B
Product: Wnt family member 5B
Exons: 5
Coding region: 3197-4453 (418 amino acids)
Biological process (GO): cell fate commitment; canonical Wnt signaling pathway; multicellular organism development
Cellular component (GO): extracellular region
Molecular function (GO): frizzled binding; cytokine activity
Source: RefSeq, a predicted model, not a curated record
GGCUGCUUAAGCAGAGGAGACUCCAGUGAAUAUCCUUCGCAUCUUGAGAAGUGUCUUGUGUCAGAGAAAGCAAUAAGUGUUUCUGGAUGCACUGGGCAUUGUGAGGCAUUAAAAGCAAGCAUUGAACUCCAGUCAAGCUGCAAGAAUAAACAGGAACUCAAGCUCUUGAUCAUUACAGCAAGAAUGUAUGUCCAGUUCUCCCCUGACCAGAAGAAAUCAGACAAGUUGCAGAAAUGAGGAACGCUGGAGUUACGUGGAAGUGAUGUUUUCUUCCAACACUCCUUCUAGUACUAGAUAAAGAUCUGUGUCACAUUUGGGGACAUCCUGAAUUUUUAAGAAACAAUAAGGGUAGGACAAGGAAUUUGCAUGAGUAACCCUCCCUUUCUCAUUUAUCAGGGCUGGCUUCCAGCAAGGGUUCAACUCUUUUCACGGUCUGCCAAAUCUUUGCAAAUGAUCUCAUGGACGUGACCUCCCUUUCUUGGAGUCUUGCAGCUUCCCUCCAGCCAACAUGGCAGGGACAGUGUUGAGAAAGCAGUGAUAGCUCUCCAUUUGCUUCACUGUGGCUUUGGAAACUGGAUGUGUAAAUUUAUGCUUCAUGAACAGUUGUCACCUCUGAAAAGCUAACAAAGGCAAACACAGGUACAAAUUUCAGGCAGCCAGCCAACACAGGAGACAGUUGCCUAGGGCAGCAGACUGUUGAAUGCAGCAGAAUGCCAAGGCUUACUAAGAUGAAGGCUUGCUGCCGCUGCUCUGCCCUCUUAGAAGCAUUAGACCUUUAGUCUAAAGGUUGAGAUUCAUGUCCUGUUUUCAGCCAACAGCUCCUUACUUGGACCAGGUGAUCCUUAGCGCUCUGGGUGCAAGCAUCAGACCUGCAGUGCUCAAGCAGGUUCACUUCUGCUGUUUGAGUGAUCCAUACUCACUGGAAGGGGUGGGAUGGGACCUUUUUCCACAGAAGUAAUAGCAACCUGUGGUUUUUGAGGUCUUCCUCCUGCUCUUCUUCCUCCUCCUAGUGUAGCAGGAGUGGUCUGAGUUGGUGUAAGUGGGCUGCUGCUGGUUUGAGGUGAAAGCGGGAGUCAUUUGGAUGGGGAAGGAUGGACAGGGAUGGCCAGGUGGGGUGAGGGGUCUGCCUGCAGUGAGGUUGGGCUGUCCUACCUAAUGUUUCGCUGACUCCGUUCAUCCCAGCCCAACAACAGGCCCGCUUCACCCCACCUCUCAUCCUCACAGAAUUUCACUGAUGUCUCCUACCCAGCCCUUCUUGAGCAAACAACUUCUCAAAGCUGUUUGAACCAAUCCUGUAGUUGGGCUUAAAAAAUAACCCAAGCUUUUUAUUUACAAAAUCAAAACCUCGCAUUCAGGAUUUUGGUGGCAAGUAGAAACAGAUGCAAGAGGGGAAGACCAUAUUCUUCAGACCACCAGCCAAGUGCUUUUCAGCUUUUGGUGUGGAAGUUGCUGGCUGAGCCUAAAUCCCUGCAGCAAUGCCUCACCUGCUAUUAUCACUUUAUCUGAAGUCAUAAACACAGCCAGUGAAAAAAUUAUUUCCAGCACCUUAAAAAUUACUCACUUCCAUAAUUCACAUAUUAGCUCAAUGGCAGUUGCUUUCACCAGCAGCAGAUUUUAGGUAGAAUUCAGAGUUUGAGACCUCUCCUGCUGAAGGAACUCCUUUAGUUGCUACCUUUGACAGGAUAUUAGGCUGGCUGCCUAAGCCAUCUUAUCCCAUACAGCAAUACUUAUGUCUUGUGUUUCAAAAUAAGAUGACAAGCUCUUGCUUGUGCUCGUUGGCAGUCAGGUUGCUACCAGCAGCAUUCUAACACUUCACUGUUGUUAAUCAUCGUCUGCCUGUGCAUAUUAAUACUCAAAAUGAGAUACACCAUUAAUGCCGUGUGUUUCUGGACCAAGUUUCACGUGAGCAUCUCCCAGGCUUUCCCAGCUGGAAAGGUUUUGGUUUCCACCAUGCCGUGGUGCUGUCAGUGGGUCACCAGUGCAGGGCUGCCUGUGCUGUGUCCCGGCUGCCCUGUGAGCGCUGCGACUGCGCACAUGUGCUCAGAGAAGCUCACACGGACAUUGACAUCACCUGUAUUUGUGGAACUGCCUCAUCAGCUGCUGCCGUCUCACAUUUCUGGCUGGGAGAGGCACCCGGGCGGCUCGCCAUGGUUUACUCCUUUCUCAGAAUCCGCAGGGUGAGGGUAAAGCUUGGAGAUACACUUCUCCCAUCAUGUCAUCUAUUUACACGGCACAUGCCUUGUGUGUGUGUGAGACAGUGAGGGCUUUUAUUUUUUUCCCCUUGCCCUAGUUCUUCUUUCUGGCUGUGGCGAGAUGGAAAGGUGGGACGCUCUCAUCUCUGCCAGCGAAAAGGUUUUCUGUAUCUGAGGCUGGCUUGGAAAUUCUUUAGGUGACAUCACACCAUGUCUGUGCAGACUCAUUGUUUGUCAUGGAAAAGCCAUUCAUCCAUACAUAACUUCCUUCCUCCCCAGACUUGGGGAGAUAAACUUUCCAUUCUGUCUAUUCCCUAUAGAAACAGACCCAAAACAUGUAUGCGUGGCUAUACACACAUACACCUCGCCAUCCCUCCGUCACGCUCGUGGCUGUGGGAGGAGGAAAAGGGAGGAUAUAGAAGAUGUGAAUAAAGUCACCCUGUUUUCUUCAGACAUGGAUCCUGCUGUGCCCAAGCAGUAAAAUUCCCCUCCCACUGAGGUGCUGGGUCACACAAGGCUUUUUUGUCCUGAGGCUAAUUCUGGCACUUGCAGCCCCACAUCUGCCUGCCAGGUGAGAUGGGCCACCAGCUGCAGGUACAGCACAUCUGGAUGGGGGAGGAAGCGAAGCGUGCUGCAAACAAACACAGCAAGUCCACCGUGGCGGGUGCGAGGAAUUCGAUAAAAAAUAUACUUCAGCAGUCUGAGCUGCCGAGGCCGGUGAUUCAUGUCUCGGGUGCUGCUCGCAAGGCAGACGGCAAGGCUGGGUACUCGUGUGCCCCGCAGCCUGGGGGGACUCGCACGUCCAGCCUGCCUUUGGGGACCCGCUGCUGCAGGGGCAGGGCUGGGGGGACAGCAGGCCUGCUGAGGAGGCUGGGGCAGGAGGGGCAUUUUUCCGUGGAAGAGAGGUGUGAAGCGUGUGGUGCAGGGUAGGACGGGACAGUGGGAAGCCUUGUAGAGAUGGAGGCAGCGUCGAUGGUGUGAUAAGGUGGCUGUUUCCCUACGACAUGAAGGAGGCAGGGUGUGAGGAGCGCGUCAGAAGUACCUGCACGGUGCGGGACGCCAGCAUUUGCUUUCUGCCGGUGUCCAGGAGAGACAGGGCUGAGGAGCUGCCGGAUUGCCCUGCCUUUGAGGGCGCCCCGUCCCGGCGGCCGGCUCCGCGGGGGCUGCCCCCGCAGCCCACCAUGACCGGGCCGAGGCUGGCCCUCGCCGCCGCGCUCCUCUGCAGCUGCACCUCGCCAGUGGCCGACGCCAACUCCUGGUGGUCUUUGGCCAUGAACCCCAUCCAGAGGCCUGAGAUGUACAUCAUCGGCGCCCAGCCGGUGUGCAGCCAGCUGCCGGGGCUGUCCCCCGGGCAGCGCAAGCUCUGCCAGCUCUACCAGGAGCACAUGGUGUUCAUCGGGGAAGGGGCCCGCAGCGCCAUCAAGGAGUGCCAGUACCAGUUUCGGCAGCGGCGGUGGAACUGCAGCACGGUGGAUAACACUUCCGUCUUUGGGAGGGUCAUGAAAAUAGGUAGCCGAGAGACCGCUUUCACCUACGCGGUGAGCGCGGCCGGCGUGGUGAACGCCAUCAGCCGCGCGUGCCGCGAGGGCGAGCUGUCCAGCUGCGGCUGCAGCCGCACCGCCCGGCCCAAGGACCUGCCCCGGGACUGGCUGUGGGGCGGCUGCGGGGACAACGUGGAGUACGGCUACCGCUUCGCCAAGGAGUUCGUGGACGCCAAGGAGAGGGAGAAGAACUACGUGCGGGGUUCGGAGGAGCAGGCUCGCAUGCUGAUGAACCUGCAGAACAACGAGGCUGGCCGCAGGGCCGUGUACAAGCUGGCAGACGUGGCCUGCAAGUGCCACGGCGUGUCGGGCUCGUGCAGCCUCAAGACCUGCUGGCUGCAGCUGGCCGACUUCCGCAAGGUGGGCGACCUGCUGAAGGAGAAGUACGACAGCGCCGCGGCCAUGAGGAUCAGCCGCAAGGGCAAGCUGGAGCUGGUGAACAACCGCUUCAACAUGCCCACCCAGGAGGACCUGGUCUACGUGGACCCCAGCCCGGACUAUUGCCUCCGCAACGAGACCACGGGCUCGCUGGGCACCCAGGGCAGGCUGUGCAACAAGACCUCGGAGGGCAUGGAUGGCUGCGAGCUGAUGUGCUGCGGCCGGGGCUACGACCAGUUCAAGAGCGUGCAGGUGGAGCGCUGCCACUGCAAGUUCCACUGGUGCUGUUAUGUCAAGUGUAAAAAGUGCACAGAGAUCGUUGACCAGUAUGUCUGUAAAUGAAAGGAGCUGCCAAAGCAACAAAUCUAUAUUAUAUAAAUCUAUAUAAAUAUAUUUUAUAUUUGUAUAAAUAAACAGAUUAUAAUAAUUAAAGAAGCUUAUUUAAGAGACAUUUUGGUUUUGAAAUUUCCCCACCCAUCAGGCCAGCUAAUUUGACAUUGCUUCGGUUCUGCUGGGGACUUUGUCUUUGCGUGCAUCUCCAGUCAGGGUGAAGAAGCUGAGGAGGCGCUGGCAAAGCACACCAGCGUGUGCUCUUUCAUUACAGAAAGCAAGCCAGGGAGAAGAAGAGGAGUGGGUUCUUUCUUCUCUCUGAUCAGUAAACCUCAGCAUUUUGGAACAGUUACUGCACAUUGGGAAUUCCAGCCAGUCAUGGGUGAGUUCUAGUCAUUCAGAUUGCAAAUCCUGCACUGGGAAAUUUGGAACUGAUUCUUGGUCCCUCCAAAGGGCUUUGUCACAUUAUUAGAGGGAAGGUUAGCUAAGGCUACGUGAGUAUGGCUUAAAAGCCACAGUCUUGUAAACCAUUCCUGGAUGCUCCCCAGACCACAGUGGGCUAGAGGAAAGUUCACAGCCUGCUGUUGUGAGGAAGGAAGGUUCAACCUGUGGCUGACCAGUGCACAGCCUGGGAGUGGCCAUGAAGCCAGCGCCUGGCUCCUCUGUACCACCUGGGCUGAGGGAAAUCUGUCCAGCUCAAACCACCUGGCUGUGUGUGUGAGGGAUUUAUUUUUUCUUUAAAUCCCAUGCUGAAACGUAAUUUUUCAAUAGAGAGGAAAAGGUGCUGGUGCCAAGGGUGUUUGCAGAGUAUAUUUGUCAGUGGAAAGAAGCGUUGCACACAAACACACACACAUGCUCAUAGCUGCACUCCUCAUCCUGCUGCUGGUUCCCCUCUCUGAAGUGGCUGCAGGUGGUCACCUUGUUCAGCUCUAUUAAAUCCUCCUCGCCGCCAGCCCAGUUGCACAGUUUCUCUUUGACAUUAAAUGCCCCUCAAUGACAUUUCUUUCCCUC